This is a messenger RNA of Eucalyptus grandis, 1568 nucleotides long. Its product is annotated as GDSL esterase/lipase At5g14450-like. Bases 274 to 1485 code for a protein of 403 amino acids. Lineage: Eukaryota; Viridiplantae; Streptophyta; Magnoliopsida; Myrtales; Myrtaceae. Gene Ontology annotation, molecular function: hydrolase activity, acting on ester bonds. The transcript is spliced from 5 exons. The record is from RefSeq and is a predicted model, not a curated record.
GUAUUAAACAACGUGUGCCGUGUGCCGUCCGUGAUUGACUUCUGGGCGUGCACGUAGACUUCGGGCGCGAAGCAUUGCCGACCACUGCGGACAGGCUUGAAGCUUCGCUGACGAUUUCUGCGAAUCUCUCUCUCUCUCUGUGAAACUACAAAAACCUUCGCUCGUUCUUCAAGCUGGGAAGGUGCUCUUUUGGAUCUUCUGCCGACAGCAAGGGCUAUGAGGAGAAUUGGGAUCGACAGUUCUUCCAUCUCAAGCGUUCGCAGCGACAUUUAGAUGGUUGGUACAAGAGAAGCCCAAUUGAGUAUGGGGAAGCAAAACUUCGGGCUCGCGAGGUGCAUUGCGGUGGUGGUGAUCGGAGUCAUUGUGGCUAUCGCAUUUUCAGUCUUGAUGCCACGAAAAACGGAGAAUGGCUGGGCAUUCAGGGACUCCGGGGUUUGCCGCUUCCCGGCGAUUUACAACUUUGGCGAUUCGAAUUCCGACACCGGCGGUCUGUCUGCUGCGUUUUACUGGCUCCCUUCGCCUUAUGGGAACAGCUUCUUUGGCAAACCAUCGGGCCGGUUCUCGGAUGGCCAAGUCGUUAUUGAUUUCAUGGCCGAGAAGCUUGGUUUGCCAUUUCUAUCUGCGUAUUUGGACUCUGUAGGUUCAGAUUAUCUCCAUGGAGCGAAUUUCGCCACUGGAGGCUCUACUAUCCAGCGAAUCGACGGCCGAGCAUUUGACGCGAGACUUAGCCCUAUUUCUCUCGAUCUGCAGCUUCUGCAAUUCCAACAGUUCAAGGCACGGACUAAUGAGCUAUUCAGUGACGGUGUUACAAGCCGUCUUCCACUACCGGGCGACUUCUCCAAUGCUCUAUACACUCUCGACAUCGGUCAGAACGAUCUCCACCUCGGCUUUAAAUUCAUGACAGAAGAACAAGCGCGGGCCUCUAUUCCCAACAUCACACAUCAGUUCGCUUCAGUUGUUGAGAAGCUGUACCAAGAAGGGGCAAGAGCUUUCUGGAUACACAACACGGGUCCCAUCGGCUGCAUACCACUGACCGCCAGGCGCAUUUCCGCGAUGCAGCCCGAUAAGGUGGACGGAAUCGGCUGUGUGAAGUCGCACAACGAAAUAGCUCAAGAAUUUAACAGGCAGCUCAAGGAGAGAGUCAUUGACCUGAGAGCCAAACUCACUGAUGCAGUUCUCACUUAUGUCGACAUGUACUCCGCAAAAUUCAUGCUGAUAAGCGAAGCGAAGCAGCACGGUUUCACCGAUCCCCUCCGUUACUGCUGCGGCCACGACGGAGAUAACGUUGUCCCGUGCGGGAUGAAAAUGGCAGUUGAUGGAGUUGAAGUUUCCGGGGAUUCUUGCAGCGAUCCAUCCCAACACAUAAGCUGGGACGGGAUUCACUACUCUCACGCCGCGAACCUCUGGAUAGCGAACAAAAUCCUGGACGGUUCGUUCUCCGAUCCCCCCGUGGCCAUAACCGAAGCAUGCCGUAAGGCCCUGUAGUCAGUCAUGUGUAGUAUGUAAUAGUCGGAAAACAAGCGACUUGUUCCCAAUUUUCGAAGAGCGAAUCGAACUCCUCCAUGUUC